GGUCUGGUGAUUGGCAACCCUGCAUAUAGCAGUGGGCUUGAAACUCGAUGAUCAACCCAGGCCAUUCUAUGAUUCUACAAUGUCACCGAAGUGAUAGGGGAGCCAGUGAGGAAAGAUGUUCUGCUAGAUCUCAUACCAACAAAGAGGGGCCUGUCAAUGGCAGCCUUGACUUCAGUGACUGUGAGAUAGUGGAGUUUAGAAUCUUGAAGGGAGGAAGCACGGGAGAAGCAAAAUCACAGUGAUUGACUUCAGGAGAGCAGGCUCUGGCCUUUUCAAAGGUAUAAUUACUGGAGUCCUGUGGCAUAUAACCGUAGAGAGAAGUGGAGCCCAAGAAAGCUGGCUAGUAUUCAAGGAUCACCUCCUCCAAGGUAAAGAUGGGUCUAUCCUAACAAAUAGGAAGUCCAGCGAAAAUGCCAGGAAACUUGCUUGGAAGCACAAGAUGUUCCUGGCUAAACUUGAUCACAGGAAGAAAGCAUACAGAAGGUGGAAGCAAAAGCAAGUAAUUUGGAAUGAAUACAGUGACACUGCCUGAAGAUGUAAAGAUGAGAUUAGGAAAGUGAAAGCCCAAAUGGAAUUGGACAAGAGGUGUCAAAGAUGACUAGAAGGGCUUCUCUAAGUGUGCAGACAACAAAUGGAGGACUAAGGAAAAUAUGGGUCUGUUGCUAAAUGAGAUGGAAACCUGGUUCCAUAUAAAAGAUGGAAAGGACUGAGAAACUGAAUGUCUUCUUUGUCUUUCUUACUAGUAAGGCUGGUCAUCAGGAAUCCUAGGCCCAGAAGGUCAUAGAGAAAGACUGGAGCAAGGAAGACACUUCCUCAAUGGAACAGGAUCAGGUCAGGGAAUACUUAAAGAAUCUGGACAUACAUAAGUCUGUAAGCCCAAAUGUCAUAACAUGGACUCAUGAGUGAGGAGGGAGUUGGCUGGGCCCAGUCCUGUUCAAAAUCUUCAUUAAUGAUUAGGUUUAUAGGACAAGUCUGCUGCUGUCGCAAAUGGGAGGAGUGGCUGAAACAUCAGAGGGUUGGCUGUGCUGCCAUUAUGAGUGACCUGGACUUGUGUUCUAUCCAGAGGCUGGAGAAACUGGCUGAUAGAAACCUUUUUGAAGUUCAAAAGAAAGUGCAAAGCCCUGUGUUGGUGGGGAACAACCUUAUACUGGGGAGAACCCAGUCAGUGGUGGGCCCUGAAGAUGAUUAUCAGACUGGACUACCUCUCACAAGAGGGAAUGUUGAGAGAACUGGGUCUUCUUAGCCUAGAGAAGGCUGAAGGGGUGGAAUGGGGUGGGAGCAUUGGAAUAACAUUUAAAAAUACCUGAAGAGAGGAACAGAACCAGACUUUUUUCUGUGAUGCCCUGUGCCACCACAGAAAAAAAGAGACAGUGGACACAAACUAAAACACAUAGGUCCUUCCCUCUGAACAUCAGGAAGCAGUUCUGUCCUGAGGAAACACCUGCAAAGGUUGCUCAGAAGUUUUAGAGUCUCCUCCGUAGGAAUCUUCUGGAGCAGUCUAGAUAUGGGCCUGGGCUUUUUGCUCUCAGUGAGCCUGCUUGAGCAGGACUAGGUGACCUUCGGAGGUCCCUGCCAACCUCAGCCAUUCUAUGAAGUCUGUUGUCUAAGCCUGUUAGCUACAAGGAAGCUUUACCAGUAUGUAACAAAUGUGCAGUUAAGUAAAUGGAGUGAAAUAGUUAUUUUAUUCUAGGCUUCAAAGAUAUGUUGUCAGAGUCUAAGAGUCCUCUGGAGCUUUUGUUCUACUUGUCCUGUAUUCAUUGUGAUACACAAUCAUGUAAUAAGGCAGUCCAAAUUGUACUGUUUAUUCCUUAAAAGGUUGAGUACUGUUCAAAGUUGUGAAGAUGCUGAUUUUGCAGCAUGCUUGCUUCUUGAGCACUUUAAAAACUUUCUAAGCUUCAUGACACAGGCUUGAAAGGGGAUGUUUUAUUGAUAUUUGAGAAGUUGUUUUUAACACAGCAAGAUUUUGAUUCUGUUCCAAAAAGAUGAGCAAGACAUUUAAUCAAAAGUUGUUGCAAACCAUCUUCAAGUGUGUCACCUCUGAUCUCUGGAUGUCCAUUUUAAAACACGACACCUGCAGAACAAAUCACUGCUGAGUUUGGAUGAAUCAAGUGAGUCAGAAACAACACUUUGGUUGGGAAACUGAAGGUCUGCCAGUGAAAAUAAAGUUGAUCUAGAUCCACUCAAAUCUUCUUUGAGUGCAUCUUAUUUUAAAAUGUGAAUUCUAAUAUGGUGCCUUUUAGAGGAGAGAUAUUUACUUAAGAGAGGAGAUAAUAUUAGUGGAAGAAAUUUUGGAAACAUUUUUAUGCGUGUACUAGAAGAUAUGUGAUGAAAAUGUGCUUUCAUCAUGGUCUUUGAAUGCUGCUCAAAAAGCUCCUAACAAUGCUGAGAAGUAACAACUUUAAAAGCAGCAAAACUAAUGGUUUCCUAUGGCUUUCUGACUGCCAUAGCCUUAUACCACCCACUGCUCCUAUCUCACGCAUACAUUGCUGUGAACUUCCUCUUGUCUUCUAAUUUGACUGUAUGAAUUGCAGUGUAUUCUGUGUUCGGUUUGGAGCCACCUGUGUGCUAAAUGCUGCCCCUUUGAAGAAAUAAAAGAAUGGAUUUUAACUGCCUUUCUCUCAGUUGGAGUAAUAAUUUGUGUCCAUCUUCCUUACAGAGAUGUUGAUUUCUUUUCGUUUCUCACAAAAAGUAGAGGUCUGAAAUAGCCAAUUCCUCCAACUCUGAAAUCAAGUUUAGAGUUAGACAAUGGAUUCAAAGGGUAGCUCAAAUGUGACAAAUGACAGAAGUAUAGACGGCAUGAUUGCCUAAGUUUUAUUCUCUUAAGAAAUCGGGUUUAAAAAAGGACAGUCCUAUAUCUGAAUUCUGUUUUGUGUACUUAUUGAGAAAAGAGCUAUGCAGAAGAAAAAGUAUUUAAUCAUGUGGAGGUCUUUUUAUACUGCAUAACUCCUCUUUUCAUAGUUAACUGUUCACAAUUUCCAUGCUAAUCUCAUUUAUUUUUGUGACUGCACUAUUUCUGAUCUAGCUAAAUGGGCUGUCCUCUGUGACUGUGGAAUUUCUUUCAGCAUUUAAAAACAAAUUGAAGCAAUUUUCUUUCUGCUUUCAAUAUAUUAUUUCUGUUUUCACUGUCACUUGGAUAGGGCAUCUGUUUUUAGUAAUUUUUCUGUAUUUUGUUAACAUUUUUGUGCUUUAUUUUAUAGCUCGCUGCAUCUGCCUUUGAUCACAAUAAAAACGAAAUACCACAAAUACCUACCUUUUUCAGUAUUUAAGGUAGCACUCCCUCCAUGUGUGUGAGUGCAUAUCCGUGUGUAUGUUUUAGUAAGUGGCUCUGUUUCAGCACUCCUGAAGUGUUCUGGAUUCUCAAGUGUUAUUCAACCUAUUGAAAGCAGCUGUGUUGGCUUUAAGCUAGUUUCGCUGUGCUUUUUUGAUAAUUGUCAUCUCAUUUUUACUGAACAACAUCUACAUAAAGUCAAGAUGGACUCAUUUUCAUCAAAACACAGUAUAGCCUUUUGGCAAACUAAUUUUCAAUGACUUUAUCACUUUGAUCAGUAUUUCAGCCAGUACAGGCAAGUUAGGAAUGUCCCUUUCACAGAUUUGUGUCUGUGCGUGCUGGGAAAUUGUAUGGUAUAAAAAACUAAUUUUAAACUUGUUAAAAAUUAUGCUUAUGAGAACUCCUGCAAUUUGUUGUAUUUAUUCUGCUCAGACAGGAGAAGGAAAAUAAAACUUCUUACCUGUGUGCCUGGUGCAGUAUUACAGCAGCACGGCCUAGAUAGCUUGCUUUGGUUGGUAACUUAAAACGCACUGCUAAUGUGAAGAAUGCAUGUGUGUUCAAAGGUAUUUAAAAAAUAAAUCAGUUCCUUCGAUUUUUAGCAAUUUCAGAAUUUCCUAGCACACUUGCAUUGCUAGAAGAAUGUUAAAAAUUCAAGAAGGUCUUUGAAAACAAUAUUAUAUUCUUUCAGGCCAUUGUGACACAAACUACUUUUCAACAAUGAACUAUAAUACAUCCACAGCAUUUUAAAUUUUUAAAUGCAAAGUGAAAAAUAAGAAAAUAAAUACUACAUUUCUCUGGUAAAGUCAGCCAAAUGAAAAUAAGGAAAACCCCAGGUAAACUACUUGUUGCCAGAACUGUUAGGUCUCUCUGAAAUCUAAUGGAACUUCUUGCUGUCUUUUACAUUUUGCAUUUUGUGCUUCCUUUUUUUUCCCCUGUACUAUGAAGAUUUUGCUAUCAAAAAUAAUGAGUUCUGGCUGGAUGGAAAGUACUGGAUAUUAAGUUUCAGAAGAUACAGAGUAGAAAGUAUUUUGCAGCUAGGAAACUCUGUUUGGAAAGCAACAGUAUCCUCUUAAACACUGUAAAGAUUGUACUACCUACUGGUCAUUUUUGCAGGAUUUCUUUUGUAGCCCUUUCUCUAUUUCCCAGAGCAACAUAGAAUAUAUGGCAAUGUGUUCUUUAACAUAAAGAAUGUAAAGAAUUUGUUUGAUAUAAAUACUUUGAGGCAGUGUUUCUGAAUUGCUGUGUAUCAGUGACUUCGUAAAAUAUCAUUGUAAACUACUAGUAGUUGAUCAGCCAACUCUUGUGGUGUGUUCAGCUAACACAUAGACCAUAUAUGUAUGCUGCUUCAGUACCUGACACUUUGAACAAUUAGUGUGUUCUGGGAUUUGGAUUCUUGAUCUGUAUUGCUGGCGUCUAUUCUUUAUUUCUGCUUUACCAGUGGACUAGAAGGUGACUAAGAAGACAGAGUUUUUUUAAAAGGAUUCAAGACAAGAUGAAAGAACUACGGAGUCCUAUGUUUGAUGAAUUAACUGUGCAGAUUAACAGAAACUAGAAGAGGGAAUAAAGUAGUUGAACACAGAUACCAAAGAUUCCCGGUGUGUUUUUUUUUUAAAUGACGAUCAUAACACACAAAGGAAGGAGACCUAAUGGCUGUAUACACGAUGCAUCAAAUAAAACAUUUGGCAAAGUUCAUUACUAACAGCUAUUGAAAUAAAGUAGUCUUGGGUUUGAGGAUGAUGUAUCUCUUUUGUCCUGGAGAAACUGUUUGACUGCAGGAAGCAGCUUUGUCAACAUGGAGAUUCAAAGUAGAAAACAGAGGCCUGACAGAAGAAUUGCUGAAAAAUCUAGUGGAACUGAAUGAUUUCUCAUACAAAGAUAAAAUGAUCCCCACUGGGACUGGGAGAGUAUGAAAUUAGAACUUGACACUUACUAUGAUAAGGUAUGAGGUGACUUACUCACACCUGAGAAUGAGAACUUGUUCUAUGGGAAGGUCACUCAUAGUGCUUAAUACCAGAGAAAAUAAAUAAAUAAAUAAAUGGAAACAUCUAGCAUUUCAGGAAGGGAAGACAAAAUAGACAAAGUCCAUUUGCUAGUGUAGCAAACCUAGCAUCUUGCAUUCUUAGUGUAGUUCUAGUCUCUCAGUUUCAAAAGUGUAGUAAAACUGCUGAAACUAUAAGAAUAAGCCGAUGAAGAUGAUUAAAUUGUCAGAAAAGGCGAGAGUGUAAGUACUGCUUUCUAGUGGUUGGUGUGCAGUUCUGCUACAAAGAUAAUCUGUGAGUUUUCAGAACACAGGACUAGUUAAAUCCAUGACUCUACCAGUUUCACUUAAAACAAUAAAAACAUAGAACAGAUAUCAAAAAUACAGAUUCACUAGGUUGAAAAAAAAGAAUCAAAAUACUUUCGGCUUUCUUACAGAAAUUUGAGAGUCAGUUCACUGCUGUAAUCCUUCCAGGUUUAUGCCGUUGACCUCUACUGUUUCAGUUCUUACCAAACUGAAGUAUUGUGCCCUUAGUUCCAUCAGGUGUCUUAGGCUUCAGGUCUUUUAUGUAAACAGUCAAGUUCCCCAUUUUGCAUUAAUGUGAUUGACAUUUUUGUUUUGAUAUAAUCAUGGAUCUGUUGCUAAAUAUUUCAGAAAGUGAAGAGGACACAGUUUUCUGUGUGUUAAAGCAUGUUCCAAACAAAUUUUUUGGGUGUUCAGAUGUGCAUGGCAGAGGUUUAAAUGGAUACUUUAAUUAAUUUAUAUUUAGGUAGAGAUUUGUCGUUUCCAGAAGAAUAAAAUAAUAAUUUUUCUAAUUAUCUUCAAACAUCUGAGUGUCAAUACAAUGAAAAGAUCAUUCCUUUCUAGUCACAGCAGUUCUCAACAAAUUGUUUUAUUUGCUUAUUUCGUAGGACUCUGAUUUAGUUUUUUAAGUUAAAUUUCUACCCUUUUUGAGGGACUGGAAAGAGGCCUUUAGAAAUAUUAGCUCAAGCCAGACUGCUUCAUUGUGCUGCUGUAGUGAUGAGACUACUCAACAAAAGUCCUUUCCAUUACUGUAAUAUCCCUUUAUUGUUGAAAAUAUGAUUUUGUUAAAGGACAUCAUUACAACUCUGCCUUUAUGAAAUACCAAUUUCUUAGCAAGCGCAGUGGAUAAGACCCAAUGAACCAGGCACACACACUGUAAAGUAAGUAAAAGGAUCUAAGAAUUUUGUAUGUACAAAAGCAGUUUCAUUUGAGACAGAUCCUGCUUUUUGCCAUUCUGGCAGCAGAGUCCAAAUUAAUCUUUUUUUUGUAGAAUUAUCAUGCUGUACACACAACAUUGCCUUGCUGACUAGUAUUUUUGGAUGCAUCCUGUGAUAAAUAUUUUUGAGACUGGUAUGUAAUGAACCUAUUCCAAUAGGAUUUGUUUUGUGUCAAAAGCAGAAUCGGUCAUCUGGAAUUAAUGGAACUAGUGAGAGUUCCAUCAGUAAAAACAUUCAUUCUCUGGUGGCCACGUGGUGAGAUCUUCAUAUUAUAUACCAUCAAAUGCCAAGGACUUACUGUAGGUGUGUUCCUUAUAGUUCCUGAGCCAAAGGAACUAUAUCCUCUGCUAGGGUUCUAGCUGUCAGAGGCAUGUCUUUUCCCAUCUCACAAACUUCUGUUCCCAGUUACAUAGGUGUGUAUCCUGUUACUGCAUCCAACAGCAACAGAAAUCUCAUUUUGUUACCAGAUCUCUUGGUAUAUCAUACUUACAGAACUCAAUACUGUGUACAGGAGCUGUGGGAUUUCUCACAUAUGCAGUUGUCCGCUCACGUGAUAUGCUGAAGUCUUGGCUCAGUGGUAGACAAGGAUAUCACCUUGUGUACCAGAAUAAUUUGCAGCGUUCGUCUGAAACAAAUCAGUUGAUCUGCUAAUGUGAAAAUAAUAAAAAGAUCCUCGGAGAAUUAUAAUUCCAUUUCCUUUCUUUCCUGUUUGGGAGAGGCAGAGGAAACAUGGCAAACACCUGCUCAUGUUUAUGCAUGUAGCUUAUUCUCUUCAAAAUAUAAUUUCCUUUCUCAGAAUGUUAGCCAGUACAGUCAAUUAUGUCUUAGUCUCUCAUGUUUGACAAUGCUUCUCUAUCUACUUAGGUUACUUUUCCAUUAAUUGAUUAAUAUGGUGAGAUUAGUUCCUUUAAGAGGUCUAUCUUACAAUAUCUCCUAAGGUGACAUUCAGGUAUCUCAGAAACUUAAAGAUUUUUGAAACUGGUACUGGUGUAUACUUUAACUCUAGGCAGUGUGUAUAGUUUCCUGAGAUCUGCUUAUAAUUUUUUUUUAACAAAAUUGCACCUUCUCCUCAGUUUCCCAGUAGGCAUAGCAAAUUGGAACGGUGAAAUAUUCCCUGAUUAACAUUCUGCUGCAAGUAAACAAUGUAUUGCUCUUUCUUUUGAGCUUAGCCAAUUUGUUUUCUAUACUGAUAUUUGUCUGCAAUUUGUCUGAGACUUUUACAGAGCUAAAAUAUCAGUAGUCAUUUGAUUCUCCAUUGUGAAAAAUGCCAUUGAUGCAUUCUAAGGUCUUAGAAGCUCAUUUCCCCUUUUGUGGAAGGUUGGUUAGAACUGCCAUGUCACUGUCAGAGUGGUAACUCUUUAGCUCUACAUUCUGGUGCUUUCUAAAAAUACAAGUCUGUUUUUUUUUCAAAGUAGUGUUUUCAGGACUGUCUUGUGAUUUUAUGCACAAUAAUUCAGGAAGACCUUGACUGUCCUGUCUCAUCCUUAAGUAGCCCUGUCUGAUCUCGUAAGUGACCUUGCUUUAUUCCAGAGGUUGGAAUGAAGAGAUUCUGAUGUCCCUUCCAGCCUGAGUGAAGCUGUGAUUCUUGAUUCUAUCACCGUAAGUUAAUUAAAAAAAAAAAAAAAAAAAAAAAAAAAAGAUUGUUUCUGGAUAAUAUUGGUAGGAGUUCUCAGAGCUAUGCUAUCUCUGAUCAGCUUUUUACUGUAUUUAGUGAUUCUGCGGUUUUCUUAUGCUAGCAGAGGUUCUCUUUACCUGAGCCAUCUUUAUGUUUGAGUAGCUACUAAUUGGUCGAUUAUAGAGACCUGUGCUUGUUAAACACUAAGGAAUGUGUCAGUGCUAAGGAAAUGUCUCUUUUCUCCUCUUUUAGCAUAAUACUAGUGUUCUCUUUUUCUUACAAGUUCAUGUCCUGCUUGUAUAUCUCUGCUGUGUUCCAGGUUAUCAUAAGUUGGGCAUAAGUUGACUCCCUCCAAGCAUCUCUUGUCUCAGUUGACAUUCACACAAAUUAUGGCUCUGUGGGUUGGAUGGGGUUCUCAUGAUAGUUGUAGAGAGACAGUGAAUUGUGCUUUGCAUCUAUCAGUGAGCAGCUUGGAUGCAGAUUGAAAGACUUGUGUUUACUGGAUGCUGACUUCCAGUGAGUCCUGAACUCAGUGAGAGAAAGGAGCUGCUGUUUACCUUAUGUGAGGAUAGUGCUUAUGAACCUACAUCUGCUUGUUCCUUAAAGUUUUCUCUGGGCAGGGUGAAGGAUUAAAAUAAGAAUGCUACAUUCUUGUAGAUCAUGCAAUUACUUGCUACAAUACAAUCAGCUUAUUAAAGGGUUAGUGCAGGUCUUUAAGUUGCAUUAGCAUAGUUGUUGUUUUUUUCUCCUUUGAGCAUUUCUCAAACUUGUGGAAAUUAUUAUUUAAUUUCUGUACAUUUUCUGGGGGCUUUUAUUUAUUUUAACAGAAUUUUAAUACCACUUUUAAAAGUCAUAAUAGAAAAACAAAAUACGUAUAGCACUGGGGAUACAACUGCAUGACUGUUAAUUCAGGAGUCUUCUUCAGAAUUAGUUUGUUCUUAACUUCCUUCUGUCUGGGGAAGUGAUUUUUAAGAAUCAGGUUUCUUCCUGUUACCUGCUCUGAUCUGUUUAUGGAGCUGUUGGAGAGGGUCCAGAGGAGGGCCACAAAGAUGGUCAGAGGGCUGGAGCACCUCCCCUACGAAGACAGGAGAAGAGAAAGCUACAAGGAAACCUCAUUGCAGCCUUCCAGUAUUUAAAAGGGGAUCAUAAACAGGAGGGGAAAUCAACUUUUUACAAGGGUAGAUAGCAUUAGGACAAGGGGGAAUGGUUUUAAGCUCAAGGAGGAACAAUUUAGAUUGAAUGUCAGGGGAAAUUCUUCAUAGAGAGAGUGGUGAGGUGCUGGAACGGGCUGCCCAGAGAGGUUGUGGAUGCUCCGUCCCUGGAGACAUUCAAGACUAGGUUGGAUGGAGCCCUGGGCAUCUGGAGAUCAGUGGCCCUGCCUGUGUCGGGGGGUUGGAGAUUGAUGAUCCUUGAGGUCCCUUCCAACCCAAGCCAUUCUAUGAUUUAAGUAACUAAUAUGAUUAUACUUCAGUUCUGUACUUUUAGUUCUACAGUUUUGUGGCUGCAGAAUUUCAGCUGUAUGCAAACAAAUAAUUUAGUGCUUAGCAAAUGAUAUAUGCAACUAAUACCUGUGUAUAAUGCUAUAAUGGGAUAAUAAUAGCAGGGUGGCAGAGUCUUUGGUGGCUGCAAAUGAGAACAAGCUCAAAUACAGCAACCACAGAUACAGAGGGGAAAAAAAGCUGCUUACUUUUAGAAGGUCUCAGAUAGGCAGGGAUUUCCAGCAAGAGGUGCCCCUGCAUCCACUGCCGACCCUUAAAUGAGGUCUGGGAAGGGAUGGAUCCUGGCUCCACCCCUUCUAGUCACUCAGGUGUGUACAGUGCACCUGAGCUCCCCUGGGUUGGCCCUGCCUUCCCACCAGGUGCUUGGUCGCUGUUUCAGGCUGUGACUUAUCCACUAUGCUGUGGACCACUAGAUUUUGGUGAUUGUUUUUUUUUAGUAAUGGAAACCUCUAUUAAAAUCUCAUGGAAACAGGAAUCUCAGGAACCUUAAGCUGUAAAUGAAUUGUCUACUGCAUCAUUUGUUAUGCUUCCUAAAGAUAAAUGCUUUUGGCAUUUGUCAUUGUAGAGACUGUUCCACAGUAUAUCUCUGUCAAGCAGGUGUUUCCAAUAAAAAAACAAAAAGCGUGAUACCAUUGCAGGAUUAUACUGUUGCAUCAGGCUGUGACAAAGUAAAUAAAUCCCUUUUAAGCUUCAGAUGAUGAAGCAUGCCUGGGACAACUAUAGGCAAUAUGGAUGGGGACAUAAUGAGCUCAAACCAAUUGCCAGGAAAGGACAUUCCACCAACAUAUUUGGAAACUCACAAAUGGGUGCUACCAUAGUAGAUGCACUGGAUACUCUUUAUAUAAUGGGGCUUCGUGAUGAAUUCCGAGAAGGACAAGAGUGGAUUGACAAGAAUCUUGAUUUCAGUGUGAACUCUGAAGUAUCUGUUUUUGAGGUCAAUAUUCGCUUCAUUGGAGGCCUUCUAGCAGCGUACUACCUUUCAGGCCAAGAGGUUUUCAAGAUCAAAGCAGUGCAGCUGGCAGGAAAACUUCUUCCAGCCUUCAACACACCUACGGGUAUACCAUGGGCAAUGGUAAAUCUGAAAAGCGGUGUGGGUCGGAACUGGGGCUGGGCUUCUGCAGGCAGCAGCAUCCUUGCUGAGUUUGGUACUCUACAUAUGGAAUUUGUCCACCUCAGCUAUUUAACAGGAGACCCGGUAUAUUACAACAAGGUCAUGCACAUUCGGAAGUUACUCCAAAAAAUGGAUCGUCCUAAUGGACUUUAUCCAAAUUAUUUGAACCCAAGAACAGGCCGUUGGGGUCAGCAUCACACAUCCGUGGGCGGGCUGGGAGACAGUUUUUAUGAAUAUUUAUUGAAAGCCUGGCUUAUGUCAGACAAAACGGACACAGAAGCAAGAAAAAUGUACGACGAUGCCAUUGAGGCCAUAGAAAAACACCUCAUCAGAAAGUCGAAUGGAGGACUGACCUUCAUUGGAGAGUGGAAGAAUGGGCACCUUGAGAGAAAGAUGGGUCAUUUGACCUGUUUUGCGGGGGGAAUGUUUGCCCUUGGAGCAGAUGGUUCCCGAGAUGACAAAGCUGGACAUUACUUGCAACUUGGAGCUGAAAUUGCACAUACUUGUCAUGAGUCAUAUGACAGAACAACAUUAAAGCUGGGUCCAGAAGCAUUCAAAUUUGAUGGUGGUGUAGAGGCAGUAGCAGUGCGUCAGAAUGAGAAGUAUUAUAUCCUAAGACCGGAGGUGAUUGAGACCUACUGGUAUAUGUGGAGAUUCACGCAUGAUCCCAAGUACAGGCAGUGGGGCUGGGAGGCAACACAGGCAAUCGACAAGUAUUGCCGAGUUAGUGGUGGUUUCUCUGGUGUCAAGGAUGUCUAUUCGUCAUCUCCUACAUAUGACGACGUACAGCAGAGCUUUUUCCUUGCUGAAACAUUGAAGUAUUUGUAUCUGCUCUUCUCCAACGAUGACCUCCUCCCGUUAGACAACUGGGUUUUUAACACGGAAGCUCAUCCCCUGCCUGUUUUACAUUUAGCAAACACCACACUUUCAGGAAAUCCUGCUUAUCGAUAAAAUCAGCUCUAAGAAGAGGAAGAGAGACUUUUCAGCUCUGUUUUGUUUACAUGGAUCACUUGAGACUUUAAGCAGGAGAGGAGACGGACACUUGAUAAAUCUUGACCUCUUAGUCAAGUACAGGCGUGAGAAACAAAGCUCUUCAACAUAUAGAUAAGUAAAACUGAAACAAAGUUCUGUUUUAUAUAUGACCAAAACACAGGUGUGGUAUUUGCAGGACAGAGACUUCAAGUGCUUUGAACCCUAGCAAGAAAUGGAAUCUACUGUCUAAAAUAAAUGCAGCAGCGUGAGGAAGAAGAGGCUUUCCCAUUUAGGGACAGGAACUUGCAGCUGCUGCUGUUGGCUGUUGCAAGGCACAGCGCACCAGUCAUCUCUUCAGAUUGGGUGGGUUCCAAAUACUUUUGAUUUUUUUUUCUUUUUCUUUUUGUUUGAUGAUGGCAUGAACAAAGCAACAACAAAAAACAACAUCACUGCACCAGCAGCAUCAGGAUUUGAAUUUUUUUCUGUACCUGUCUGAAUUUUCUAGGGAGCAUCAGUUUGCCCAGACUGGCAGGCAUUCUUGGGGCUUUCAAACUAUUAAAACUAAACUAUAAAAACUAUUACUUUCUCCUUUUCCCUUUUCAAAGCAAUGUUGAAAGUUGUAUUGUAUGCUCAUAUUCAAAAAAGCAACGAAUAAGCAUUUGGUUUGUAGUUUGCUGUCAACAACAAAGGCUUAGCUCAUUUCACAAGUUGUGAUUAGAGUGUGGAGCAUAACACUGGGAUGGGAUAAGAGCCUAGGUGUUCUUUCUUCAUAAACCCCAUCACGUGGAAAGUCCACAUUCUCGUUUUUCUUGUUUUGUCUAGCCAAAUUUACAGAGAUAAAAACAUGAGAAAAACAGUCCCAUAAUUUACAUAGGAAGGUAUAGUAUAUGACAUUUAAAAAUGCUCCCCUUCAGCUAAACAGCAGGAGUUUGUUGUUUUAUGUUUUUCCACACAAUCUGGAUUUUUCCUAAAAAUUAAUUUCACUCUUUGGAUAAUAUUCACAGAACCUUAUUUGCAGGUUUGAAAUCCUGUCUUACCAUUAUUUCUGUGUAUGACAGAAGCCAAAAACUGCCUUUGAUUUAAUCUAGAAAACUCCUUUCUGGGUGCAACAGUUUGGGUGACCUGCAACAGUGCAAAACCAACAUUAUCGUCUUUGGAAACAACACAACAUCCCUUACAUAUGAGCGGAAAAAGAACCUGCAGAUUCUCUUCAAUUAGUUGUUUAGAAAUGAGAUGCUGCUUCCUUUUUUUUUUUCCCCCUUGAGUACUCGAAGGCUGGAGUAGUUCAAAUACUUUGAAAUUGGGCUGGACAGUAUCAGUUGAGUCUGCCUCAGUCUUCACAAUUUUUGCUAAAAGAAAUAUAGCCUUUUCAAGUAUCUCUUCAGCAAUCAAUAUAUAUUUUUUAGUGUUGUUCCAGAAUCCUUAUAGCUUACAUAAUUCUUUUUACUCCUCUCUAUACCUCUCACGUCCUUUUGCCAUGGUGACUGGCAUUUGUGCUGGAAAAGAGCAGUGAGGUGCUUCUUUCCCUCCUAAUGUGUGCACGGGUUGAAUCUUUCAAAAAUUCUGAUUGUCUUUUCAAACUCAAGUGAGUACAAGAAUUGUCUUUAGUGAACUACAGCAGUGCAGCACCAUGUCUAAAGGGACUGAGUACCCUUCAAGAAUGUUUAUAUAUGAAAUUUCAUAUAUAAAAACCUUUUCCCAAUAUCACAUUAUAAUUUUUCUGACUAUAUAUAGAAAUAAGAUUUCCCAUAGUAUUUUCUCUCACUCCUCUUUGACAGUAAUUUACAGAUAGCAAUUUUUCCUAGGUCACGUGAUUAUUUCUCUAAGACUCUGUCCUCCAGACUGUCACUUUUGUUUAAGAGGAGGAAGACGUAGACCUUGGAAAACAAUCUGAUCUCAACAUUUUUGCCUUAAUACCAAUUACUUAGUUACUGUAAUUCGCAGCAGAAUCUUAAAAAUAACUUGAGAGCUGAUUAAGUAAUUGAUGUAGUAAAUAAUACUGAUUCAAGCAAUUGUUUAUUUAAAGUGAGAAGUAUCUUAGUAAAUGGUUUCUUCUUACUGGUCGCACAUUAAUUAAUUUCUCCUAAAUCUCUCUAGGUACCAAGAAGAAAUAGGAAAUAUAGAUUCCUCUGUUGGUUUUGUUGUUGUUGUUGUUUUAAAGAGUGAGAGACUUUCCAUCCUAGGCUGUCGUCAUACACCUCCUGAUAAAUGCAGAUGUAGAAUGGCUGCCAGUCUGUUCAGAGACAAAAUUCUGUCAGAGUCCCAGAAACAGCAAAUUUCUUACCAUUACUGGAUGCUCUGCCACACCCCUCUUGUGAACUAAAGAGUUACUGUUCAAAUUAAUUCCUCCUUGAAUCCCUGUGUGUUAAUUCACUGCCACAAGAAUGCUUGAAUUGAGGACCUAAGCCAUUUCGUGUUAUGGGAUGGUAUUUUUCUCAAAGCAAAUGUACAGUACUGCUGUUUCUUCUUUGUGUAGACAAGCAGCAGGUACCAAAUAAAGGACAUUUGUUUCUCGUUUUCUAGUUA
This is a messenger RNA of Gallus gallus (chicken), 14210 nucleotides long. It is a transcript of the gene MAN1A2, whose product is annotated as mannosidase alpha class 1A member 2. Gene Ontology annotation, cellular component: endoplasmic reticulum; Golgi membrane; extracellular exosome. The transcript has 12 exons. NCBI's taxonomy places the organism in Eukaryota, Metazoa, Chordata, Aves, Galliformes, Phasianidae. Gene Ontology annotation, molecular function: calcium ion binding; mannosyl-oligosaccharide 1,2-alpha-mannosidase activity. Gene Ontology annotation, biological process: carbohydrate metabolic process; N-glycan processing. Bases 10296 to 11663 code for a protein of 455 amino acids. The record is from RefSeq and is a predicted model, not a curated record.